Lodderomyces margitis is the source of this 1830-nucleotide messenger RNA. RefSeq lists its product as uncharacterized. Lineage: Eukaryota; Fungi; Ascomycota; Pichiomycetes; Serinales; Debaryomycetaceae. Gene Ontology annotation, molecular function: protein binding; cis-regulatory region sequence-specific DNA binding. Gene Ontology annotation, cellular component: nucleus. The record is from RefSeq and is a predicted model, not a curated record. Bases 1 to 1830 code for a protein of 609 amino acids. The transcript has a single exon.
AUGAUAAAGGACUCCAUAGAUCAUAUAGGAAAUGUAUCCAUAGGUGGUCCGGCUUUGAAAAAACUUAAAACUGAACCACAAGAGCAGAAGCAGCCCACUAGUUACCCUUCUCCAUCAAGAACCAUAUCCAUACUUUCCAUCGCCAACAAGCAACAUCCGCUAAAUGUUAAACCAAGUGGAAACACAUUUAUAGCCAUUGAUCCAGCAAUUUUGACCAAGAGCCAACAACUACUAGGUGACUUAAACCGAUUACCUUUUGAGGUUCUACUCCAUAUAAUCUCCUACAUCAACGAUAAAGCUAGUUUAUUAAAUCUAUCGCACACUUCACGUAUACUCUAUGCAUUAACAUCAGAUGAAGAACACUGGAAACAGAUAUAUGUUGCCAAUAUAGACAAAUACGAUGACUUAUCAUGGCUUGGGUCUUGGAAAAAUUCAGUGUUACGCUUACCUAUAGAAUACAAUGCCAAUUUACAAUUGCCCAACAACUUGCUUUGUUGUGAUGAAAUUUAUCGUCCUUAUCAGUGUUCCCAAAUUGACCAUAAAUAUAUUUUUAGGAAACUUAUUCAAGAAGAAGAAAUGUAUCAUCAAGAUUCUUUGCGAGGUGAAUUGGGUAAAUUACCAAGGGGAAGAAUACAACGUAUAAACGAGGCUGAUUUAGGAGUUGAUGAGUUUAACCAAGUGUAUCAUAAUACUCCAUUUAUUAUAACUAAUCCAGAUUCAUCACGAUGGCCUCAUUGGACGUUUGAAUCACUUUUGAAACGAUUUCCGCAAGUGAAGUUUAGACAAGAAGCUGUUAAUUGGAAUCUUGAAAAGUAUGCACAAUAUUUGAAAUGCAAUCAAGAUGAAAACCCAUUGUAUUUGUUUGAUUGUAAUAGUGAUGCCAUGAAGAUAUUGAAGAAGGAGUACAUGCCACCAAGCAUAUUCCAACAGGAUUACUUUACUGUAUUUGAUGAUGACAAGUUGGGUUUCAACUGUCGACCUGACCAUGCAUGGCUUAUAAUGGGAUCAGCAAGAUCGGGCUCGACAUUUCACAAGGAUCCAAAUUCCACCUCAGCUUGGAAUGUAGCAAUCCAAGGACGCAAGUUGUGGGUUAUGCUACCACCAAAUAUACAGCCACCAGGCGUAUCAACUGACGAUGAAGAAAGUGAAGUCACUUCACCCGUGGGGAUUGCCGAAUGGGUAAUUUCGGGAUUCUACAACGACGUAUUCAGGGUCAACAAUGGUGAUGCAGCAGCUGCACAAGUCGGUAUUACAUUCCCUGGUGAGUGCAUGUAUGUGCCGGCUGGAUGGUGGCAUUUAGUUAUAAACAUUGAUGAUUCGAUUGCCAUUACCCAAAACUUUGUGCCGCAAUCGAAGUUGCCUCAUGUAUUGAAUUUUUUUAAAAAUAAACCGCAACAGAUAUCAGGAUUCAGGUUGAAGGAUGUCAAGACAUGUCUUGAAUCGAUUAUAAACGAUGCUAAGAUCCAUGGCACACCAGUAGAUCCAACUUUGGUUUAUUGUUUGGAGAAAUUUGAUAAAUUGGGCGCCACCACCAAUUUGGAUGAUUUAGAAGAAGAUUGUGGAGAAUUGGCCAAUUUACCCAAACUCCCUAUAUUUGAGAUAUUUGGCCAUUUGUUGAAAGGCAAAGGAUAUCAAGAUUUGGUGGUAGAUGCAUUGGAUAAAGUUAACAAAUGGGAAGAAAAAGCAUAUCAAGAAGAAACUGGUAGAAGUAGAAAAUGGGAACAUUUGACGGAAGUGGGUAGUGAUGGGAAAGACAAUGGGUCUGGUGAGCUGAUGGGCGGAAGCAAUGGUGCAUUUACUUUUGGAUUUGAUGAAAGUGACAUUGAAUAA